UUGUCGACCAUGGCGGAAUGUGGUCGAGUUGACAGCAGCACAAGUACUCACACCAUGGAUAAAAGCAUUACUCUUCCUCCCGAUGAGAUUUUUCGGAAUUUGGAGAACGCAAAACGGUUCGCAAUUGACAUUGGUGGAUCCCUAACAAAGCUCGCGUACUACUCAACUGUUCAACAUAAAGUGGCCAAAGUACGCUCGUUUGACCACACCGCAAAGGAGGCACAUGGUGAUAAGCUGUAUGAAAUAGCUGUACAGGAAGAAGUCACUGCAAGACUGCAUUUUAUCAAGUUUGAAAAUGCUUAUAUUGAGACAUGCUUGGACUUUAUCAAAGAUCACUUGGUCAAUACAGAAACCAAAGUUAUAAAAGCUACAGGUGGAGGGGCGCACAAGUUCAAAGAUCUAAUUGAGAGGAAACUGGGACUCAAAGUGGACAAAGAGGAUGAGAUGACUUGUCUUAUAAAAGGCUGUAACUUUGUCCUAAGAAAUAUACCCCACGAAGCUUUUGUAUACGCCAAGCAUGCUGACUCUGAGUUCAGAUUUCAGAACACUCAACCUUAUAUCUUCCCCUACCUUUUGGUCAACAUUGGCUCUGGUGUGUCCAUAGUAAAGGUUGAGUCAGAAGACAAAUUUGAGCGAAUUGGAGGAAGUUCAAUAGGUGGAGGGACAUUCUGGGGACUAGGAGCGUUGUUAACCAAAACAAAGAGGUUUGACGAAUUGCUACAACUGGCGUCAAAGGGACAACAUACAAAUGUAGAUAUGCUAGUGAAAGACAUCUACGGUGGAUCAUAUGGUUCUUUGGGGUUAACAGGAGACCUUAUUGCAAGCAGCUUUGGCAAGUCUGCCACUGCUAAUAAAGAGUUUUCUAAAGAGGACAUGGCAAAGAGUUUACUACACAUGAUCAGCAAUGACAUUGGGCAGCUGGCUUGUCUCUAUGCCAAGGUUCACAACUUAUCCAGAGUUUACUUUGGUGGCUUCUUCAUCAGAGGACACCCAGUGACUAUGCACACUAUCACCUAUAGUAUCAACUACUUCACUAAGGGUGAAGUUCAAGCCCUUUUUCUAAGACAUGAAGGUUAUCUUGGAGCAAUUGGAGCCUUUUUGAAAGGAGCCGAGGAAGACAACCCAAAUCAGUAUAGCUGGGGUGAAAAUUAUGCUGGCAGCUCUGGCCUCAUGAGUGUUUCUCCUGAUAUGAAUCCGAUGCAGCGAGCACGGAGUGGAACAUUUGACAUGUUGGAAAUGGAUCGACUGGAGAGACAGCUGGUCAAACUGCCUUUGCUGCAGGAUCCCUCCUCGUACAUCCCAGACACAGUGGAUCUCACAGAGGAUGCACUGGCGCGGGAAUACUGGCUCUUCUGCUUUGAGGACGCCCUUGAUGGGGUUGUAAAAAGAGCAGUGGCGAGUCAGCCCGACAUGCCCGAGACCCAGGAAAGGGCAGAGAAAUUUAGACAAAAAUACAGACACAAACUUCAGACUCUUCGGCACCAACCUUUUGCUUAUGGAUCCCUCACUGUCAGAAGUCUGUUAGACACGAGGGAACACUGUUUAAACGAGUUCAACUUUCCUGAUCCCUACUCUAAGAUUAAGCAGAGAGAGAAUGACGUCGCUCUCAAGUAUUACCUAAAGGCAGUAAAGUCUCUGGAUCAGUUGGAGUGGGAAGAAAGGCAGUUUGCUCUGAUCAGAGGUGUCCUGGCUGGAAAUGUGUUUGACUGGGGCGCCAAGGCUGUGUCUGAUGUUCUUGAGUCCGAUCCUGAAUUUGGCUUUGAGGAAGCAAAACGACAGCUUGAAGAACGGCCAUGGCUUGUUGAUUGCUAUGACCAGUGGUUUGAGAGACUGAAGGGUCCUCCUCAUAGAUGUGCUUUAUUUUUUGUCGAUAAUAGUGGAGUUGACAUCAUUCUUGGUGUAAUUCCUUUUGUCAGAGAGCUUCUGUCUCGAGGAACAGAGGUGGUUCUGGCUAGUAACUCUGGUCCUGCUUUAAAUGAUGUAACGAACAGUGAACUACAAAUUCUGACUGAAAGAAUUGCUGCCAUGGAUCCAGUGAUACAAGAUGGACUGAGAGACGAGAGGUUGAUGUUGGUCCAGAGUGGUUCCAGUUCACCAUGCUUAGAUCUAAGCCGCCUGGACAAAGUGCUGGCCACAGUGGUGCGGGAGCGCAAUACUGACUUGGUGAUUAUCGAGGGCAUGGGCCGAGCCAUCCACACAAACUACUACGCUAUGCUCAGCUGUGAAAGUCUUAAAAUGGCCGUCAUCAAGAACUCGUGGCUUGCCGACCGCCUCGGAGGAAAACUGUUCAGUGUCGUCUUCAAAUAUGAGGUACCAGCAGGAAAACUGAGCCAUGACUGUUCAGCUGCCUCACCUUUAUGAACGUGAAAAAAACAAGCUAUUCAAUGGACUAUAGAUAUGAAUGUAUCGAUUAUGAUUGUUAUAUACUGCCAGUCGUUGAGGGUUUGAUCUUACAAAAUCUUGAAUCUUUUGAAUUAAAAUUAUACCUUUUUUUCACAUCUUUAUUUUUUCAUUAUAUAAUUUGUAUUAAACAUCCCAAGCGAACUUCAAAGAUCAUUUCAGAAAGCAUUUUCUUGAGCUUGUCACUACCUGAGCCAUCAAUGCAUCAACUGUGCAGUGGUUAUGUACCCAAGACUUUUGUGAUAUUUCCAUUUUCCAGACUUGGGACUGGACUAAUAGCUUAAUCUUCUGUCUCAGAAAAUGGUAACUAUGAAUGUUUUUUGUUUUUUAAAUAAUAGACAAGCUGCCAAUGCACAACACUGUCCGCCCACACUGGGGAAUAGUAUAUUUUGCCUGAAGAUUGUGUGCUUUUGUUCGAGUGAAUGAGACAUGGUGAGGUAAUUACAGCUUUUAGCCACAGCACAUGCUCAGAGUGGAUUUAAUGUGCCUUGAGACUGGGGCGAAAGCAUCAGUCGUUCAACAUUAAAUACUAGGACACUUGAUUGAAAGCAGUUGAGCACCAUAGACAAGAAUAAAGUAUCAUUUUUUAAGAUGCAAACAUUGUCACUGCCACUUGUGUAGCUCUUAACUUUGAGUGGCUUUCAGGGAAAUGUUUGUCAUUGAUAAGAGUAGAUAGAACCUAGAGUGAGGAGUUUUUUCCCACUAGAUGGCAGUAUUCACCUGCAGCGAACCGGCCCUCAGCAAUAAUAAAGACUUUAGUGUGAAAAGGGAGUUAAGUUGUUCAAUUCCAAGUGAAUGAGAAUGUAUGUCUUUUUAAAAAUACAUAAUUAUAAAUAUUACAGAGUACAUAAUGUAUUUGUUGUGAUUAUAAACUGAGCAACAAAAAUGAUCAAACUUUACAUGAAAUUGUAAUCAAUUGAUGUGAGCAUUGUAAACAUUCAAAAGGUCGCUUUGUUAAUUGACAUAAGCCUGUGAAAAACAAGUUUGUGUAUAUGUAUGUAUGUAUGUAUAGAAUAAUUUCAGUUGAAGCACAAUUUUGUGUUUGUCUGACAAUCAAUUUUAAUUAAAUCCUUUU
Messenger RNA from Periophthalmus magnuspinnatus, 3475 nucleotides. RefSeq names its product pantothenate kinase 4 (inactive) (gene pank4). Gene Ontology annotation, cellular component: nucleus; cytosol. The record is from RefSeq and is a predicted model, not a curated record. Gene Ontology annotation, molecular function: ATP binding; pantothenate kinase activity. Bases 10 to 2361 code for a protein of 783 amino acids. Gene Ontology annotation, biological process: coenzyme A biosynthetic process. NCBI's taxonomy places the organism in Eukaryota, Metazoa, Chordata, Actinopteri, Gobiiformes, Gobiidae. The transcript has 19 exons.